UAAGUAGGUAAUUAGCAUUGUUUUGUUUGUAUAUAUGACGUUAAACUGCAUGAUGCGUAGUGGUGGUAUUGUGGCAGAGAGAAUGUUCGCGCUAGUUCUAAUUGUACGAAGAUGUGGCUGUGGAUGGUACUGUGGCUCGUGUGGUCCGCUCAGGUCAGCGCCACGCUCGACUUUGGCUUCUUCACGCAGAAACAACAAUAUGCACCGACUCCUGAGAUGAACUGCUUCGAAUACUUGAGAUUGAACACUCCUAGAAUAGGCAGAGUUUAUAACGAAGCAUGGUCGCAGAAAAUAGGCGUGAUGGAGAACUUACUGCCAUCUACUAUAUUUCCCAUAAAUCUGAACAUAAAGGAUGUGCCGAGACGCAGAUUCGAUUUGUUGACGAGGACGGACGACAUUGUAAAAGAACACGCAAAAUUGGUGCAGGACAUCAACGGGCUCAAGCAAGUUGUUUUUAUCCCUACAAUAGGCGAAGAUAGCAAAGAUUAUGAAGAUUCUAUUUUUCAUGAAAUUAUAGAAACUUCUACAACUUUGAAACCUAUGUUAACCAAACCAUCAAAAACGAGUUCGAUCCCUAUAAUAUUGCUCGGCGGUGCAAGUCAGCGACACGUAGUCAAAAGUCUGCCAGUGGAUUAUUCGAAACCCGUUAUAAACUUAGUUGGGACUACAAUAUCUCCUGUGAAGCACUCAUACCCGUUCGUGAUGCCAUCGACUUCGCGUAAACCAUUUAGAGUGUGCAUGUCCACGAUGCCCAUGUACUCAACAACUACAAAGCAACCGUCUCUAUGGGAGAGACUAUUAAAUUCCAUUAUACCAAGAUAAUUAUAAUGCAUUUCUUAUUUAAUUAGUUUUUAUAUGUUAUAUAUGAUUCGUCGAACGUAUAGCUGCGAAAGAUUGGAAACAACAACAAUAAAAAGGUAUCAAAUAGCGAAGCUCGCCCUCCUUCGAAAUCUCAAAAUUGUAUAUUGGUGAAUUAGUAAAUUAGGUUUCUGAACUCAUUCUGAAAAAAAUAACACUAAUAAUAUACUUUGGCAGAGACUGGUAGUGUAAAAAACCUAAAAUGUAAGUAUAUAAUUUGACAAUAAUACUGUUAAUUUUAGUUAUUUAAUAUAUAAAUAGGCAAGGGCGGUUGCUUAUUCUAAGAUCAUUUUAUUAAUUGUAUAGUAAUUAUAUAUGUAUGAGCAUGAAAGCGAAAUCUUUAUAUGAUGUUAGGAGUGCGUCUUCUCUCGGUACGAGUCUGUCACCCCUGGAUAAUCAUUUCACGUGCAGAUGCGCGUGCGCGGUUGAUUCGCGAUCUAAACUCUAAGGGGAUCUAAUAAACUACCUGGAGCGUGUAUCUAUCCUAUUCCUUUAUUGUUCUUGAAUCAUAUAUGUGAAUACUAAAUAGAUUCCCUAGGUUCAACUAUCCUCUUAAAUGAAUAGUUCCCUUCUUUUAAAUCUAAGUCCUAACAUACUUCUUUCCAAAAUGUCUAAUGACGCAGUCGUGCGCAACUAUUAGUAUACAAGUAAUAUCGUAUUGCAUGAAAGCCGAGUGGUUUACGUUUGUUAUUAUCUGGACGCAUAUCAACAUGCGUUCGUAUUUGAUUUUGUCUCGUUGUAAACUCGUGCAACGUUGUCUUCGCUCGCGUGUGGUGUCUAAUUACACACUACUGUUAUGUAUUGUGUUGUUUUUUACAACUUUUACGCGUCGGAAUGGAAAAGUUGAACGUUUUAUGUAUUAUGACGAUGUAAUUUGAUUUCAAUGUGCUUUGUGUUAUGCUCAUUAUGGUUGAAUUCUCGUAAUGUGAUUUUUGCUAUCUUGUUACGUUGCUGAUCAUAAUGUUAGGCUAAAGUGAAACAGAAUUAAGUUGCGUUUAUAUUAUUGCGCUGUAAUUCGUAUUAACACUUGUAAAUGAGUUUCAAGACAUCGUUUUCAUGGGAGCAGUAGCAUUACUUGAUGUGUGACCAUUGGAGUUCUGGGAUUGUUUCGUGAACGGACGGACAAUCAAUAUAUAUUUUUGAAUUCUAUGGGACAUGUUAUGUGAAAAUUGGCGUCGAUGGAUUUGUUUUACGGCAUAUUAAGAAAAAAAAAAAAAUUACGGCACCCAUAGCUUAGUCCGUUCACUAUGUUUGUAACCAAGUCAAAGCUAAA
Molecule: messenger RNA, 2131 nt
Organism: Manduca sexta (tobacco hornworm)
Lineage: Eukaryota; Metazoa; Arthropoda; Insecta; Lepidoptera; Sphingidae
Exons: 3
Coding region: 112-822 (236 amino acids)
Source: RefSeq, a predicted model, not a curated record